Rosa rugosa (rugosa rose) is the source of this 2278-nucleotide messenger RNA. RefSeq names its product aspartic proteinase CDR1-like. The record is from RefSeq and is a predicted model, not a curated record. The transcript is spliced from 2 exons. Gene Ontology annotation, biological process: proteolysis. Gene Ontology annotation, molecular function: aspartic-type endopeptidase activity. The coding region runs from base 159 to 1499 and encodes 446 amino acids. Lineage: Eukaryota; Viridiplantae; Streptophyta; Magnoliopsida; Rosales; Rosaceae. Gene Ontology annotation, cellular component: extracellular region.
GUAAGGUUCAUAUUAAAGUGGAUAUCCGUGGAGCAAAGGAACUUUUCGAUAUUCAAAGAUUUGUAAUCUUUGAAUAUCAAAAAGUUUCCAAUAUCCAUCGUGAUCUUGCCUCAAAUUCAACUUUUUUUUCCUUCUUAUAACUACUGAAACUUGAUCUUAUGGCUACACUUUGUCGUUUACAAAAAAAUAAUUAUAUUAUAGCUGUCAUCAAUCUUUUUUUCUUUCAUCUCGUGUAUUACUCUGUUAUAGCAACGACCAAUAUCAACAACAAUAAUGGUGGCUUCAGCGCCCAUCUUAUCCGAAAGAACUCCCCAAAUUCGCCAUUGUACAAACACAAAAACAACAAAGUUCAUCGACGGUUGAUGGGUCCAGACACACCGGGAUCACGAAUGAAAAUCGAUACGGGUAGUGGCGAACAUAUUAUGAAGUUCUCAAUGGGAACCCCGCCCUUUGAUAUUUAUGUAAUUGCUGAUACAGGUAGCGAUCUACUAUGGACACAAUGCCAACCAUGUAAAGCUUGCUACAAGACCAAUUUUGGCGUUUUUGACCCGAGAAAAUCCUCAACUUAUAGGAACAUUACUUGUCGUGCAAGCGACUGUAGACUCGUCGCCCUUUCCAGACCAUUGGACUAUCAACCAAACUUUUGUAGAGAAAAUCCUAAAGGACUUUGCUUGUAUAGGUAUGCGUACAUGGACACGUCAUCCUCGACCGGUGCAUUGGCUAAAGAAACAGUUACCUUGACAUCCACUACUGGUAAAGUCGUAACCCUAAAAGAUAUUAUCUUUGGGUGUGGGAAUGAGAACAAUUCAACUAUAACUGGAACUGAAAUGGGUGUUAUUGGGCUUGGACGUGGGCCCUUGUCAUUUGUUUCUCAAAUUGCUCCUUAUGUUGGAGGAAAAAGAUUCUCACAUUGCUUGGUGCCAGAUCCCAACAUUGAAAGCAAGAUCUAUUUCGGGAACGGCAGUGAAGUUUUGGGUGAAGGGGUGCUGACAGUACCUUUGUUCGAUGAACAACCAGGUGGGAGUAACUAUUAUGUGACAGUACCAGGAAUUACCAUCGGAAAUGACUUUGUUCCUUUUAACUCAACUGGGACAUUGCUCACGAAGGGUAACAUGUUGGUCGACUCAGGUACACCUAUGACAUAUUUACCACAAGAAUUUUUUGACCGGGUGGUAGCUCAGCUAAAAAAGACAGUUGAAUUGGACUCAUUCAUAUCUCCGGAGGAUUCUACCCUUUGCUUCAACUCCACAACGGUUCCAAAAUUCCCAACAGUGGCUUUACAUUUUGAAGGUGGUGGCGAGCUGCCGUUGAAUGAGACCCAAUUAUUUCUUAGAAAUGAAGAGACCAAGGCAUUUUGCUUUAUGAUGGUGAACACCACUACUGAAGAUUAUGGUACUUUUGGAGGUUCUCUUCAGACAGAUUUCUUGAUUGGUUUUGACUUGGAUACAAAAGUGGUAUCUUUCAAGCCAACUAAUUGCGCAAACUUCAACAAAAGCUAAUUGCCUAAACUACUAGUACUAGCGACUAAAAACAUGGGUGGCGUUUUAUUUCUAAGAAUUUGGGACUUUGCUUUCUCUCCCACAAAUCCCUAGUUCAAAGAGUCUUAAAAUCCUCAACAUUCAAGAGCAAAGCCGUGCACUUCCAUCAGCCAUCCUCAUCAAGCCUUGCCGUGAUCUACAAUCUUGAAGGAGCUCUUGCAUCCAAGGCAUCUCAAAAAGUGUAGACGUGGCCUUUACCUCCCAUUGUACUGUUUUACUCUUCUUGUAGAACAAUUUAUUAUGUUUUUUGUGGUUUCAAGAUUCAGGUGGGCCUUCAGCCUCCAUGAUGUCUUGCAGUCUGCUGCCAGACAGGUUAUUGAUAUUUAUCGUUCGAGGGAGCUCCUUAGGAUGGUGUUUUUGCUCGGGUUUUUGUCGGAAGAUUUCGGCAACAGGUUUUAGUGCAACAUCUCUGAGUGGUGGUCCUGUUGUACAGGACUGGAGAGCCUUGUUGAUAGCUUCCUGGACGGACAGCGUGAUGGGUUCUUAAUCAACAGUGGUAGGAUCAUGAAGCACUGGAUCGGGGCGGUGCUGUUUAAUGGUGGCGUGGAUUGUGGUGGUUUGGGUCAUUGAUGGUGUGGGGUUGUGGCAGCCUAAAUCGUGGUUGCACAAGACGUGGCAGUGCGGGUUAGGCAAAGCUAAGCCAGGGCUAUUAGGGAGCUAAUGCACUUUAUGUGCACUCUAUGUAUCUCUAGCGCCUAUGUAAUAGUACCAAAGAAGGAUUCACGUUAUUGUUCUGCUUA